Molecule: messenger RNA, 1671 nt
Organism: Corticium candelabrum
Lineage: Eukaryota; Metazoa; Porifera; Homoscleromorpha; Homosclerophorida; Plakinidae
Product: myc box-dependent-interacting protein 1-like
Exons: 15
Coding region: 1-1434 (477 amino acids)
Cellular component (GO): plasma membrane; cytoplasm
Molecular function (GO): protein binding; phospholipid binding
Source: RefSeq, a predicted model, not a curated record
AUGGCUGCUGCCGAUUCUCCCAAAGAGACGAGAAGCUCCGUCUUUGCGCGGACGGCGAAUUUUACAACGAAACGAGCUCUUCGAGCGAAAGAGAAGGUGAUGCAGAAGCUCGGCAAGUCGGCGGCUACGAAAGACGAGACGUUUGUUGAGUUUGUCGGAAAUUUUAAUAAACAGCAGACGAUGGCCAACCGUUUGAAUAAGGAAGUCAAGAAAUAUAUGGAUUCAUUGAAGAGUAUGUCUACUGCUAGUAAGAAUUUAGGAGAUUGUUUUCAUGAUUUGUACGAGCCUGAAUGGGCACGGCAGGCUGAAGUUAGCCAGGCACUAAAUGAUUUAUCUCAAUGCCAUAAUGAACUACUGACGACGUUGAAGCUGCAGCUGAGUGACCCAGUGACUACAUAUUUUGCUUACUUCUCUGAUGUCAAGACAAAGAUUUCUAAACAUGAAAGGAAGGUUGUUGAUUACGAUAGAAGAAAAAGGCAUUUAGAGCAAUUACGGAAGGACAAACAGACAAAAGGCAAAAUUAGUGACACAAAAUUGGCACAAGCUGAGGCUGAAUUUGAAGAAGCACGACACGUUUAUGAUGAUCUUACUAAUGAGUUAUAUGAAGAGUUACCGACAUUCUAUGACAGUCGAAUUCCAUUUUACGCAUCAAUAUUUCAAAGCCUCUACUUGGCAGAGGCAGCGUUCCACUCAACAGUGACAGCUUUGAAAACACAGUUGAAUGACUUGAUGGACGUGGCUGCACAAGAUGCUGCGACGAAGGUCCACAGCACAAGAAAACCGAGAAUGUCGUCGCCUGUUUCAGCUUUGGCUUCAAGCCUGGAGAAUCCUCCAAGCGAUGAGGCAAACAUGGAUGAGGAUGUACAGCAAGAUGCAGAGGAACACGACGUGAGCGAGGAUCAGGACGAUGAAGUAGCAGUAGAACAAGAAAAAUCGCAGGAAGAUGGAGAGGAUCAAACGUCUAAGGAAGAGACGAAAGGGGAGCCUUCCAUUCCUCAAAGGCGCGACAGCAUUAAGAAGAUGAAAGAGCUGGCAAAACCAUCCGCACCUCCUAGACCGUGUCUACCUUCUCAUCAAGCUCCUCAAAAGCCAACCAAAACACCACCAGUCUCUCUCUCUGGACACGAAGAUGACGAACAAGCUGAACAAACCGAACAAGCUGAGCCAUUAGCAGCAUCACUGCCAGAAGAUCACGCAGAGAGCCCUGGGAAAAGUGAUGAUGUGAUUGAUUCAAGUGUGGUCUAUAGGGUGAUCACAACGCAUGAGUAUCAGGCACAGGAUGAAGAUGAGCUUGAGUUUGAGAAGGGAGAGCUAAUAGAUGUCAUGCCUUUUGAUGAUCUUGAUGAACAGGACGAGGGAUGGCUAGUGGGUGUCAAAGUAUCUGACGGCAUGAAAGGUGUAUUUCCAGAGAACUUCACGAAACGUGUCGACUAGUUCGGAUCUCUUUAUGUGCACGUUGCAUCAGACAUUGAAAUCAAUUAAUUAUUGUGAGACUUGGUGGUCACUUCAGACAACUGACAUGCACAACGUUGUCGUGCCAGUGAGGCACGCAUUCGUUUGAUUGCAUAUGAUUGCAAACAAAUGUUUGUAGACAUGGAGUAAAAUGUAAUUGGUUUUAAACUACCUGUGUUCAGGAUCAAUAGAGAGUUGAAUUGACAUGAAGUUGAUGUA